Messenger RNA from Cylicostephanus goldi, 345 nucleotides. NCBI's taxonomy places the organism in Eukaryota, Metazoa, Nematoda, Chromadorea, Rhabditida, Strongylidae. The record is from the annotation of a GenBank genome assembly.
UUUGUGCUCUCCACUUGUGCAUUGCAGAAAGCAAUCAGGGAGAUCGCCAAAGUACCACAGGUCAUUCUAGAGAUAUCCAUCCACGGAGUUCGGAUCUUGGAUGGAAAGAAUGGGCGACAAGCUGCUGAUCAUGACAUCUCUCAUAUCCAGAUAGUUUGUCAAGAUGAAAGAGAUCUAAACUGCUUCACCUACAUAUCUCAGGACGCUGAUCGGAAUCUUUGCCAUGUUUUCUGUGUGUUGACAGCUGAUGUAGCAACGGAAAUCAUCAUCACUCUAGGACAUGCCUUCGAGCUAGCCUACAAACUCCAGAACGGCGAUCCUCUAGAGGAGAUCGCAGACGUCUAA